CACUCCCUCCCUCCACACUACCCACCCUACCUCAAUCCCCUCUCCGCAUUUCACCAGAUCGAGCGCCGCCUGCCUAGGGUUUGCCCCCGCCGGCAGCGAGCGAUGCCCGCGUCCUCCGUCUCCGGGGGCAGCGGCCCCGGCGGCGUCUCCCCGGACGCCAUCAUCGAGUGGCUGCAGGACGAGAUGGGGUACCCCUCGGCCCCGCCGGCCCCGGAGCAGCUCCGCAAGAUCUGCCGGGGCAACAUGAUCCCCGUCUGGUCUUUCCUCCUCCGCCGCGUCCGCUCCGAGCGGACCGUCGCCACCGCUCGCCGCAACAUCCUCGUCCAUGGCGUCGCGGCCCGGCGGGCGCGGGAGGGCGGGGCCAUGGGGGCGGGGGCCGGCGACGCCGCGGCCAGGGAGGCCGAGGCGAGGGAGCGGGACCUCGCCGCCGAGGAGGCCGAGCGGCUGCGCGGGGUCGUGAGGCGGCAGCGCAAGGAGCUCCGCGCGCGCAUCGCGGAGGUCGCCAGGGAGGAGGCCGAGCGCAAGCGCGUCCUCGGCGAGCGUUCCAAUGCCAGGCACAAGCAAGUUAUGCUCGAGGCAUAUGAACAGCAAUGUGACGAAGCAUGCAAAAUAUUUGCUGAAUACCAGCGCCGGCUACAUCAGUUCGUUAACCAAGCAAGGGACGUGCGAAGGUCAAGUAUAGGUGUCUCUGGAGCUGCAGGUGCUGUUGAGGAUAUGCAAUUGCAGAGUGAUAGAGAAAACCUUUACUCAUCGACUAUCAAAAGCAAUAGGUUGCCAGAGGAUCUUGUAGAAACUGCAGGUGAAAGGAGCAUUCGGAAGGCAUGUGAAACUCUUGCUGCAGAUAUGAUUGAAACGAUUCGGAGUUCAUUCCCAGCAUUUGAAGGGAGUGGCAUUAAUUCAAGCUGCCAAUUAGAUGUGGCAAAACUGGGCAUUGACUUGGAUGGUGACAUACCAACAGAUGUUAAAGCUGUCGUGUUGGAUUCCCUAAAGAAUCCAACCUUGCUUCUGCAGUCAAUCAUCACCUACACAUCACGCAUGAAAACACUUAUACAUAGAGAAACAGACAAGAUCGACAUACGCGCUGAUGCAGAACUGCUGAGGUAUAAAUAUGAAAAUGAGCAGGUUAUUGAUGCUGCUUCAACUGAUGCGAGCUCACCCUUACCGUAUCAGGUGUAUGGCAAUGGGAAGACUGGAUCUCAGUUGUCAACUCGAGGAACAUAUGAUCAGCUACUAGAAAGACAGAAAGAACAUGUCCAGCAAUUUUUAGCAACAGAAGAUGCUUUGAACAAAGCUGCAGAAGCUAAAGCUCUAAGUCAGAAGCUAUUGCAACGCCUGCAUGGCACCAUUGACAUGGCAGGAAGUAAGAAGCUGCCUACUGGGAAUACCUCACAGAAUGUGACCAACAGUAGGCAUUUAGAGCUGGACGUUUGGGCCAAGGAAAGAGAAGUUGCGGGGCUAAAGGCAAGCUUGAGUACACUUACAUCUGAGGUACAACGUCUGUAUAAGUUAUGUGCUGAAUGGAAGGAAGCAGAAGAUUCACUAAAGAAGAAGUGGAAGAAAAUCGAAGAAUUUGACGCUCGUCGAUCAGAGCUGGAAUGCAUUUACAGUGCUCUUCAACGGGCCAAUAUGGAUGCAUCAGCAUUUUGGGAGCAACAACCAUUAUCAGCUAGAGGAUAUGCGUCAAGUACGAUUAUUCCUGCGUGCAAUGCUGUGGUAGACAUGUCUACGAACUCAAGAGACCUCAUAGAGCGAGAAUUGGCUGCAUUUGGCCAGAGCUUGGAUAAUAGCUUGUGCAGAUUGCCAGCAACUCCUCAGGCCCUUUUGGAGGCUGUGGGUUCUAGCGGUGUGACCGGAGCUGAAGCACUUGCAGCUGCGGAAAAACAUGCAGCUUUGUUAACUGCAAGAGCUGGUGCCAGAGAUCCAUCUGCUGUGCCAUCUAUAUGCCGCAUCUCUGCUGCCCUUCAGUAUAAUUCCGUUUCACCAGGUACUGAAGGCACAGAUUCUGGCUUGGCUUCAGUAUUAAAUUCACUGGAGUUCUGCCUGAAACCUUGUGGGUCUGAAGCUAGUAUAUUAGAAGAUUUAUCAAAAGCUAUCAACUUGGUGCACACACGGAGAAAUCUUGUUGAGAAUGACCGUGUUUUGCUGAACCGUGCACAUCGUGCUCAGCAAGAAUAUGAAAGAGUGGCCAACUAUUGCCUUAAAUUAGCCGGUGAACAAGAAAAGGUGGUGAGCGAAAGAUGGCUGCCGGAACUGAGAAAUGCAGUUCAAGAAGCUCGAAGGUGUUUUGAAGAUUGCCAGCGCGUUAGGGGCCUGGUAGAUGAGUGGUACGAGCAGCCAGCAGCGACAAUCGUGGAUUGGGUAACAAUAGACGGACAGAGCGUUGGUGCCUGGAUCAACCUCGUGAAGCAACUGCACAUGGAGAUCUCCAGACGGACGCUUGCCAUGUCAUCGGUAGGCGACGACUGAGGCAAGCAGCUGCGACUCCUGCUGGCCUGAUCCUUUGGGGGCUCCGUGAUCGGUUUGGUUUGACUCCAAGAUAUCUGAUAUCUGCUUGAUAGCUAUGUGCCACUGUAGUUUAUACGCUUCUUCUUUUUGGGGUUUGGCUUGUAAUUAGCUUAUUACAUGUGCUUUUUGUAUGUCUUCAUGUGUUCAAGUUGCCCUCUUGUGGUGUGGCUAAUUGCUGAUUUGCUCUGCUCCUGGCUUCGUUGU
Panicum hallii is the source of this 2709-nucleotide messenger RNA. RefSeq names its product AUGMIN subunit 5. Gene Ontology annotation, biological process: spindle assembly. The record is from RefSeq and is a predicted model, not a curated record. The transcript has 10 exons. Gene Ontology annotation, cellular component: HAUS complex; spindle microtubule. NCBI's taxonomy places the organism in Eukaryota, Viridiplantae, Streptophyta, Magnoliopsida, Poales, Poaceae. Bases 103 to 2466 code for a protein of 787 amino acids.